This is a messenger RNA of Zeugodacus cucurbitae (melon fly), 1564 nucleotides long. Its product is annotated as odorant receptor 83a-like. NCBI's taxonomy places the organism in Eukaryota, Metazoa, Arthropoda, Insecta, Diptera, Tephritidae. Gene Ontology annotation, molecular function: odorant binding; olfactory receptor activity. Gene Ontology annotation, cellular component: plasma membrane. The coding region runs from base 1 to 1410 and encodes 469 amino acids. The transcript has 6 exons. The record is from RefSeq and is a predicted model, not a curated record. Gene Ontology annotation, biological process: detection of chemical stimulus involved in sensory perception of smell; sensory perception of smell.
AUGAUCCCAUCAAGUAAACGAACUAUCGAUACAAUCGGGCGUUGUACUAAUCCGAACGGGUGCAUAACGCAUGAAAAACGUUGCGAUCUAUUCCUAUAUGUUCGUUGGCUUUUGUUUUUUUCUGCGAUACGUCCAAUACCGUUUGAUGAAUUUCUACCGCGGCGCAUGCAUGGACACAGUGUGCUCAUCAAUGUGGUUUUAGAAAUAUUUCUAUACUUAAUGGUGCUUCAUAUAUUGGUGCUCUUCAUCAUUACCAUUUAUCUCAAGUAUGACAAUGGCGAUUUGGAGUUUCUGAUAAGUUGUGGCAUACAAGUGUUGCUCUACCUGUGGGCUAUUCUGAUAAAGGUGACAUUUCGACGAAUAUACCCCGACCUCGUCAAUGGAAUUGUGGAUUUCGUGAAUGAAGAAUACGUAGUACAUUCGGCUUUCGGUUUCACUUAUGUCACCAUGAAAGAGUGUGUGGAUCGGGUCAAUAGAGGUAUAAGAAUCUUCGUUGUUUGCUGUUUCGCAGCUGUAAUAUUUCGUAUCAUUCUACCGAUUAUCUUCAACGAACGUACGUUGCCGCUACCCUGCUGGUACCCUUUGGACUAUGAGGCGCCGAUUAUUUUUCAAAUUGCUUACUUUUUCCAAACUGUAGCUCAAUUGCAACUAUCGGCUGCAUUUUCUAUAAGCAGUGUAUACUUUAUAGCAGUUUGUUUCUUACUCUCCGGACAAUUCGAUGUGUUACAUUGCAGUUUAAAGAAUAUUGUGGCAACGACCUACAUUUAUAUGGGUGCAAGCAGAAAUGAAUUAAUAGAAUUGCGAGAUAAUGAACGUAUACCAGGCGAGGAGAUCAAUGAGUUUUUUGUAGCAAAAGAAUUGCCCUUCGAUCUGGAUGGCUUACCCCAUAUACUAAAUCCAGCUGAUACUGCGAGGACUCGGAAUUUUCGUGAAGCCUUCAAUUACGCUUUAGAGUCCUGCAUCAAUCAACAUCUGUUCAUAUUGAAUGCUCUGCGUAAACUGGAGAGACUCUAUAAUAUGGUUUGGUUCUUCAAAAUGUUUGAGGUCACGCUCGCCGUCUGCAUGUGUACCUUCGAUAUGGUCAAGUCUUCGGGUGGCAAACCUCUUCUGCAAAUAUUUGCGCUGAGCCAGUACGUGUGCUUAGCGCUCUGGGAAAUAUUUAUGAUUUGCUAUGCCGGCGAGAUAAUCUACGUGAAUAGCCAACGCUGUGACGAGGCUCUAAUGCGCAGUCCCUGGUACUUACAUCAUCGUGAGGUACGCAUCGAUAUUUUGUUAUUUUUGAUGAAUGGGCAACGCGCGUUCAAAUUGACGGCUGGAUUUUAUCCGUUGAGAUUGGAGAGGUUUCGUGGGAUUAUCACAACAUCGUUUUCAUUCCUUACUUUACUGCAGAAUAUGGACGAGCGUACCUGAGAUAUUUAUAUUAAUACGGACAACGAAAGAAGAUUAAACUCUAUUACAUUUCAUCUAAUAACUUUUUAGACAAAUGUAUAUUAUGCACCCUUUGACUAGCGACUUGACUAGCGCUUUAUUUAGAAAUGUUCAAUAAAAUAUUGAUCUAUUCAGA